Pocillopora damicornis (cauliflower coral) is the source of this 7750-nucleotide messenger RNA. RefSeq names its product bromodomain adjacent to zinc finger domain protein 2B. Gene Ontology annotation, cellular component: chromatin. Gene Ontology annotation, molecular function: protein binding; DNA binding. NCBI's taxonomy places the organism in Eukaryota, Metazoa, Cnidaria, Anthozoa, Scleractinia, Pocilloporidae. The record is from RefSeq and is a predicted model, not a curated record.
AAGCGUGAAGCGACAAUAUUUCCUGAGGUAAUUUGAGAUUUGUGACAAUCACACUACUUGAUUUUCCCGUCUCGCUUCUAAGUUCCUAAUCUUCGGGUAUUUCAUUUAAAAUUUGAUUGUAUUUCUCUUGGAUUCGCCGUGUAUAGCUGUUCGAAAUACUGUGCCAUAUAUUAGGACUAUUUCAGUACUGGUUUGCUCAGUCUAUCACACUGUGAUCUAGUGUAUUUUUAGACCAACUAUAGCGGGCAAAACCACUCGAUCUGUAGUGCGUUUUUUUCAAGUUCCUCAAACAACGAGGAAAGCUCUGAAACCGAUGCAACCAUUACGAAUCGAAAUCGUCCUACUCGCGUCACCAAAUCCAGGCAAAAAAUCACUGGGAAAGUCUUGAAACUUUAAAAAUACUAAGUUUUGCUAAAUUUACAUAGAGCACAGCCACGGGUUUUCCUUUAGGGCCAUUUUUACCAACCGGCGAAUUUCAAGACGAAAUUUUUUCUCGGUCAGGCCAGCUUUUGGUUCGUGAUCCGAGCAGAUAACCUUUGAGAAUUCUCAAGAAGGAAAAUUGUUGUCUAUGAAGCUUUUCCGGUCGCCAACUGGCGAGAAUUUGGGGGGAGGAGUAAUGAGAUGAAAGUGGUAAUUCUUCACCGUAACUCGUGGCGUAGCGAGUCAGUUUACUUUUGAUUAUUUCACGAGGCAUUGUUUUACAAUUCUGUGACGUCACGUACCACAUGCGCCUUAUGCUUUCCUUCGCCCUUCUUUCCUCAAUAUCGCACCAAACAACCCUAAAAGGUAAAUUUUCACGUUCAUUCCAAGUUUCGCCGCUUUUUUCAAUACCCAAUAGUACUGGAAACUUCAGAGACUCUGUAGUUGUUCAUAAACUCGCUUCGCUCACGUGUUGCAGCUUUUCCAGAGCUCGCUUUUGCAGGUUUCCUAAGCUUUCGAGAGUUAAAAUUCCCUCCAAACGCCAUCCAAAAUGGCUGUUUUUGUCUUAAUUCGACGAAGGCCAGAUGAUGCGUAGAGGACAGGCUUAAAGUUCAAGAAAAGAUUGGAAGCAAAUCAAGAACGACUUUUGCCGGCAUAGCUGCGAGUUCGAAAUACCUCGCUGUCCUGGAAUGGAUCCUAGAGACGUCCCAAAUCACAGUCCCGCACAUACACAUAGCUUUUUCGACGGCAAUCCAGGCCAUGCUAACACAGUACUUCGCUCACCUCCAUUGUCCCACGAUCCCACUUAUGGAAUGCAUCCUAGUGCAUUUCCUAUGAUGGGCAGAAGACCAGGAUUACCAGACUUCAGAGGCCCUUUAGACCCCAUUCUCGGUUCUCAGAGCAGCUUGACGUCCCCUGGAGGAUUGCAUGGGUCACUCAGUAGCACAGGGGGUACCGGCUGGUGGUUGCCUCCCCAUCCACGUGCGCAUGGAAUCACACCAGAGUACUUCACCAGUCAUCUUGGAGGAAGUUGGCUUUCUCAUGAGCACGACUGUGCAAUGGCCAAUCAUGAGAGACUAGAGGAAUGUCUGUAUCAAUCUUCCAGGUCAAGGAACUCUCUAAUGAAUGGGGUGAAUUCCUCUGGAGUGUUUGGAAGUGGAUCAGGAAUUUUUUACCCUCCUCCAUCAAGUCCACAAUCCAUGCACGGUUUUGUACAUCAGGCAAGUCCUACUACAAGCACAUCAAAAAGUGGAUUAUCUCAUUGGAGUAGCCAUGGCAACCAUGAUGGUAAGGGUCUUCUUGACUUGGGCGAAAGUCGUGAUCUAGAUAUGAUUCCACGUUUGAACAGGAAAUCGAGCAAUUGCAGUGAAGAAGGAAAUAAUAGAGACAGUGAUGUACGACCUGGUGAUACAACAUUACUUCACAAAGAAAGAACAAAGGAUACAAAAGUUGAACGGACAAAAACCAGCAACAGCUUUUCUGAAAAUUCAGAUGCAAGAUCUGAAAAUUUGAUGCAGUCAAAUUCAAGCAGUGAAAGCAACAGCUCAUGCAGUCAAAGACAAUUGGAUCUCCCUCGACAUAGUGAUGUUAGCAACAUUCCAACUCAGCAAAGUAACUUGCCUUUAAAAAGUAAUGAUGCUAAAUCAGUUCCUAGAGUUGUUGAUGAAAAUCACAAAUCUCCUAGUGCUACAUCAGUCACUGAACCUAGCAAAGGUAUGCCAACUCCUCCAAAGCAGCAGAAGGUUAAAUCAGGUCCUCCCCCACGCUUGCAAGUACCACAAUCUAUUUUAAACAAAACAGAAGGGAUUGUUCCUACAAACCCGGAACCACAAGUUAAAGCCGGAAAAGACAUUCAAGCCCUGCUCAGAGAGGAAAUGUUGAAGCCAAGCAAAAAGGGAAGUACAACCUCGGCAAAUGCUAAACCCAAGCAGUCCAAAGCAGAAGUAGCACAGAAUAUAGCCCCGAGUGAUCAUGCAGAAAAAAAGUUGAAAGCUGCAUCUUCUGAGCACAAAAUACAGAGUGUGUUAAAAGGUGCAUCUGGUACUCAGAAGUCUUCAUCUGUUACUCCCCCUAAGCAACCAAAGAUUCCAUCAGGUAAACCUCCUUUAAUUGCGCAGUUCCGUGACGUGAAGUUUGAUAAGGAUAGCAGUGAUGAUGAUAGUGACAGUAGCAAUGUUAGUAGCGGCAGUGAUAGUGGGAGUGGUAGUGAAGACGACAGUGAUGAAGGUGAGGAUGGUGAGAAUGAGGAAGAUAGCAGUGGCAGUGACACUGACACUGACGGCAGUGAUGAGGAAGAGGAAGGGGGUGAACAACAUGAUGACGAUGAAGAUGAGGAAGAUGAUGAUGAUGUUGCUAUGGAUACCCAGGAAAGUGGGGCAUCUUUUGAAGAUUCCUCUUCGCACAAAAGGAAAGCAGAUCAGAGCAGUUCAGGCACUCCAAGAAAGAGGCGUCGAGCAGUUAGUGAAGAAGACGCCAAGAUUCCUCUGGCCAAGGGAUGGAGACGGCAGACCCGCUUGCGACAAGUGGGAACAGCUGGUGGAUUAAGAGGGGAUGUUUAUUAUUUUGCUCCUUGUGGCAAGAAACUCCGCACAUAUCCCGAAGUUACACGGUACCUUAACAAGAAUAGUAUCACUGAUGUUACCACAGACAAUUUCAGCUUUAGCACUAAACUUCAUAUUGGAGAGUUCUUGGAAUGCAAAGAGGGGUCUGGGUUUGAGCCUCUGACAGAAGAGGAAGUAAAACGAAGGAAGCAGGCAGAAGAUGAAAAGAACAGAGUUAAGAUGGAAAAACUCCACAAGAAACAAGAGAAGAAACAAAAACAAGCAGAGAUGUUGCAGAAGGCAGCUGAAGCUAAACUUGUAAGAAAGGCUCAACGGCAAGCUGCUAUGGAUGCCGCUAAGCUGGCCAAGAGAGAAAGAGAAAUGGCCCAAAAAGCAGCUGCCGUUAAACGGCUUGAAAAAAGUCAACGUCAAGCUGCUCAGGAAGCAGUUAAGAUGGCCAAAAGAGAGAGAGCUGAAGCAAGAAUUAGGAAUAAGGCAAUGAAACGAGAAGCCCUGCUGGCAGCGCGAGAGGCUAAAAAGGAAAGGGUGAGGAUGCUGGCUGAACAGAAGCGACUUGCCAAAGAGAGGGCAAGAGAGCAGAGACAGCAGGCUCGGCGAAAGAAGAAGGAAGAUGCUGCUAAUGCUAAGUAUGAGGAUGCCAUGAAGAAAGCAAAGGAAAGGGAACUUAAACGUCAACAAGCAGUUCUUCUCAAGCAACAGGAAAAGGAACAGAAAAAGCAGCAACAAAUGAUGAUCAGAGCUAUUGAAUCCCAAAGGAAACAAGAGGAACGUGAGAGACUUAAGGAAGAAAAGAAGAUGGAAAAGAAGUUACUGAGAGAGAAGAAGCUUGAACAAAAGAGAAGAGAAAUGAUCUUAGCUCGUGAACUGAAGAAGCCAGUAGAAGACAUGGUGCUGAAGGACAGUAAGGCUUUGCCAGAGUUGAUGCGAGUGUUAGGUCUCCAGAUACCUGGUGGGGCAUUUGCUGACUUACUGAUGGUGCAAGAGUUUGUACACAACUUUUGUGAUGCUUUAGAAUUAGAUUCUACAGAUAUCCCCUCUCUUUGGGAGAUGCAGUCUUCCUUGUUAAAUGAUAGCAGUGAGGAUGUACUAGUACCACUUUGUCAGAGUCUUCUCAUUUCUGCUCUGGAGGAUCCAGGUUGUGAGGGCCCAGAUUCUUUCACUGUGUUAGGAGUUGCAUUGUCCAAAGUGGAGCUGAAUGAGACGAAUUUCUCUGAAGUGUUGAGACUUUUUAUACUGGCAAGAAAUGCGGGAGACCCACACCCACUUGCAGAUGCUCUUGUUAGUACUCCUUUUCAAGCGCUGACCACGUCAGACAAGGCCGGAGUUAUGGCGUAUCUUUGCAAUGAGCUACUAUGUAGCAGAAAUAUCUGCAAGGAAAUUGAAAGUAGCAUUGAGCACAUGUCGAACUUACGACGUGACAAGUGGGUUAUAGAAGGCAAAAUAAGAAAAUUGAAGGCGAUUCAAGCAGAGAAGUAUCCUGUUGUGAAAGUGAAGAAGCCGCCAGGACGUCCCAGAGUUGUUGCGGACCCUGAUGCCGAGAACAGCAACUCUGUAGCAGACGACAGCAUGCAGGGGAAUGAGGAUGAAGAAGAGGAAGAAGAAGAAGAAGAGGAAGAGGACGAGGAAGAUGAUGAUGACGACGAUGGAGAGGGGGGUGGUGAUGGGGCGCAGUCCAGUGAGGAGUCUGAAGAAGAAGAUGAUGCCACAGAGCCCACGACUCAAGAGGAACUUGAAAGAAGGCUUAAAAAGCUUGAAAAGAAACACGCACAGUUCCGUUCCAAAUUGUUUGGUUCAUCACAUGCCCUGAGAGCUCUCUGCCUGGGUCAGGAUCGUUAUAAAAGACGCUACUGGAUCCUUCCUCAUGGAGGAGGUGUUUUUGUCGAAGGACUGGACACAGCAGAAAAAGAAAUAGUACUUGAUUUAAAGUCCGAGGGCGAAGAACCAAAUGAGAGUAUGCAAGUUGAUGGAAUAAAACAAGAACCUAAAUUGGAGCAGGGGAAAGAAGGUGUAGUUGGAAAUCAUACCGGUGGAGAAGCAAGCCUGAAAUCCCCCACAAACACUUCACUCAAAUCUCCUCUCAAAUCGUUGAACGUGUCUUCAUCUUUAGAGAAUAUUUCCAAAGCAGACACUAAUACUGGGAACGGUGCUUCAUCAGGUGACGAUAAAGGAGGCGUGAAUAACAUUAAUGGAAAUGCGCAAGGUCAAACAGCGCAGCCGAAGCUUAACAACACGUACAUUCCGAUGGCGGCGAGUAGGAAUGCUAUGGAAAUUCAACGCAUUGAAAACCUCUUUAGAGAUGAAGCGUCAACUUCAAAACCUGAUCCAUCACACCAGAAACUUUUAAACCUAACACAGGGACAGGACGGAAAAAGUAGACCUUGGUUUAAACUGCUACCGCGCAUGCCCUGUGAUGAGACUUCGCUGACUCUCUCUCAUAGUCCCGGCAGUGGGCACUUUGUACCAACCUACAGCAAGAGAGGUGGAGAUGCAGAGAGUGUGAGCACCCCUCCGCUCAAACGUCCUCCGGGUCGACCACCAAGGAUUUCCAAUCCGAGUUACGACAGCGCUAAUCGUGUAGCAAGUCCUCAGAGUAGCGCCUUACUACAAAACGUCGCUAAACAAACGACAACGAUUCAGUUCCUUCCUCAACUACCUGUAAAGAGGCCCCCCGGAAGGCCCCCGAAAUCGUCCUACCAGACUGUGAAUUUGGUGUAUUUUGAUGGGCAUCCCGGGGGAGACUUACCAACAUCAACUCUGGCGCUGAGUACUCAGUCAGCGUCAACCAUGUCGCUGUCAUUUGAAGAGUUGAAGAAGAACGUUUUGGAGUCUCUUAUGCAGGAACCUGCUCCUAUCCCACCUGAGUUACAGCAUGGUUGGUGGAGGAUAACAGACCCUGCCCAAGUGAAGGAGAUUGUAAAAAUUCUACACUCGAGAGGAAUAAGAGAAAAGAUUCUCCAGAAGAAUUUCCAGAAGUAUUCAGAGUAUGCCAACAGCUCAUGCACAAAGGGCGACCGAGUUGAGAGUGAUUCUGAUGAUGAUGAUGAGAAGCUACAAACAUCGACCACAUCUGAGAAGAACAAAAACGUUCCCUUCGAGGAUAAAACGUUUCCAGAGGUAGCGUUUGCCGUCGACAAAGCAAUUCUGAGAGAAGUUGAGGAGAUGGAAGAAAAAGUGUUCACUGCAAGUUUGCAAGUCAAGGGUUGGAGGUUGCCUACCAAAGCAUCGAAGGGACUGAGUCAUAACUCAAGUUCUGAAUCGAAUUCGGACUGUGAAGAAAACCAAAGUCCGUUAGCUAUUGCCAUAACAAGACUCCUUGCAUUAGAACAGGCCGUAGAGAGACGUUAUCUGAAGCAUCCGUUGAGGAAUGACAAACUCCACAUCCCCACAAACAUUGGAACUGCAGCUGCUCCAGGAGAAGUGCCCUCAGAGGAUGGUCAGCCUAAAGAAGCUGAGAAGUCAGACAUUACUGAGGAGGAGAUAAUGACCCCGGCACUGAAGAUCUGGCGCAAUGCAGUGGUGACAUCACAAUCCGCUUCUCAGUUGGCCAUGUGUCUGAAUAUGUUGUAUGACUGUGUGGCUUGGGAGAAGUCCAUCAUGAAGGUGUUCUGUCAGAUAUGUCGCAAAGGCGACAACGAGGAAUUACUGCUGUUGUGUGACGGAUGCGACAGAGGAUACCACACCUACUGCUGCAUGCCUAAGCUCUCGUCGAUACCCGAAGGAGACUGGUACUGCACUGACUGUAUAGUUCUGGCUGCUGGAAGCGACAACUGCUGUAUGUGCGGAGGGGCAACAGGAAAAAUGGCCAAGUGUGACAACUGUCCAAGAAACUUUCAUUUACAGUGCCUCGAGCCGCCGCUGAGCAAGGUUCCAAGGGCGUCGUGGACGUGUCCAAACUGCAAAAGAAAACGUAGCAAACCACGGAGGAGGCGAAAGAUUAAGGACGAUGACGAGGAGGAAGACGACAGGCGACCUCUCACCCCUCCCCUUAAGGAGGAAGUUCGCCCUCACGCCAACCGGAAGCAAGCUUCCAAAGACAUGGCGCCUUGCCGCAUGAUCCUGGCGGAAAUGGAAAAACACGAGGACGCCUGGCCUUUCUUAGUUCCGGUCAAUCCUAAACAGUUUCCAGAAUAUUAUAAAAUAAUCAAGAGACCAAUGGAUUUCCAUACUAUGAAAAUAAAGCUUCGUGAUUGCCAGUACCAAGGACCUAACGAAUUUGUGGAUGACGCACGAACAGUUUUCUUGAACUGUGAAGAAUUUAACGAGGAUGAUUCAGAGGUUGGACAGGCUGGAAAACGACUUUUUGAAUUUUUUGAACGCCGCUGGGAGCAAUUGGCUCCAAAUAUGGACUGAGAGAGGGAAGGAGGAAGGAAGGUUUUCUUCAGACGGAACAAAGACUAGCUACUACUUCCAUGUGAAGAAUGGAAUAUUUCUCUUCAUGAGAAAUGCGAAACAAAAUCAACGAUGCAUGAUCAUGCUAUUUUUCUGGGGGUAGGGGUGGGGCAUGUUUUGGUUUAUUCAUGUCACUAUUGAAGUUUUGUACGAGAUCAAUACUAUUUAGAUGAUAGAAUGCCAUGUCAGUUAUGUAAUCAGUCAAUCAACACAAACCUGUAAAACUUGUAAAUAACCAGAUUGACCAGUCUAACGAUCGUUAAAACACGUAUUUAAACCAAUGAGAACCACAAUGGAGUUUUAAUGUAAACGUUUUUGUAUGAAAUUUUUACUCUUGUAGGCUCGCUGAAAUAAUAAAAAUGUUUUGGCUCUUUUUAAAA